UCACAAUUUCGAUCUCGAUGAAUUCAAUCUCUAUUUGCGGCGCUACAUGACCGGAACACGGUUACGCAUUGUUGAGUACUCCCACCCAGAGGAGAUACCGGAUCCUACUCCGUCGGAUAUGUACCCGAGCUAUGAUACUUCGGGCUCUAGGCAGUACGCGGCUACCUUGACACGCGAACUCUACGACGAUGUGACCACCUUUGGACGAUCACUAUCGUCUGGACCUCUUCUUCAGCAUCGUCCAGUGCUACAGCCCUUCUUGGAAAGAAUUCAGAAUAAGAUACGGACUGUGUACGAGGCUAUCACGUGCACCCGGAGAACCGAUGUUGUUCAGCACCAGCAGGAGCAGCCGCGUCACUCCAUGCACCGACAUCAACCACGUCCACGUCUAGCACAUCAGCCGACAACCAGGCCACCCCGUCCUGACCAACCUGGCAGUUCUACGUGGCACCCGCAGCACUAUGGUCCCACGUCGAGCUUCGUGUUUUCUCCACAGCCACAGCAACACGGUCCCUCGUCGAGCUUCGUGUUAUCUCCACAGCCACAGUAG
Molecule: messenger RNA, 550 nt
Organism: Aegilops tauschii subsp. strangulata
Lineage: Eukaryota; Viridiplantae; Streptophyta; Magnoliopsida; Poales; Poaceae
Source: RefSeq, a predicted model, not a curated record